Messenger RNA from Aedes aegypti (yellow fever mosquito), 1717 nucleotides. RefSeq lists its product as uncharacterized. NCBI's taxonomy places the organism in Eukaryota, Metazoa, Arthropoda, Insecta, Diptera, Culicidae. Bases 27 to 1265 code for a protein of 412 amino acids. The transcript has 3 exons. The record is from RefSeq and is a predicted model, not a curated record.
UAUCAGUGCUGAAGUUUGUGGCAAACAUGAAGGUUCUUGAUCUGCUUCGGAAACUAUAUUUUUACUGGAGUGACUUCCGGUUCGGGGUGAAGUCCUUUUUCUCCACAAAUUGUUACCAAUUUCGAGAUGUUAUGAUGGUUGGAGCAGGAUUUUUUGGCGAAAAAGAUGUACCAUUGUGGAAGUACUGUUGCAUGUUGAUGUAUCGACUAUUGGGGUAUUACCAACUCGUGAUGGCUGUUGCAAAAACAGGACUCAGUAUUUGCGAAGGAGACAAUUUUCUGGAUAUAUUGGGGUCAUUGUUGGUAUCGCUAUUUAUGUUGGCAGUUGAGUUCAAAGUAUUCAUGUUCAAACACUAUCGUCAAAGUAUUCGACAGAUUCAGAGCUUUUUCGAUGGCCGUUAUGGCCAUUCAGGUGACUAUCGUUUCGACAUUCGUAUGUACCGGAGAGCGAAUAGCGUUACUUGGAAAGCUUUCCUGGCUAUGUAUCUGCUUAUCUGUUGCGAUCAAGUGCUGAUAUGGAUUCCGAAUUCCGCACAGGAACGUAUGUUCGGUAUACCAACACGAUUCGCCGACUAUGGAUCUCGGAUAUCUAAGACGAUGCAGGGAAUGUAUUUGUGCUCCUUGGCGUAUUUCUGGGGCUGUCGAUAUUUCUGUUGCUCAUCCAUAGUCAUGCCUUUACUCGUCAAGCUGAGAGCAGAUCUUGCGAUUGUUCAGCAUGGAUUUGAAAUGAUCCGCAUAAACACGGAUUCCAGAUGGGAAUCGAAUGCACUGCUGUGGGGAUAUCUUAAGAAAUUGUUUAAUAGAACAGUUAAGCAGCAUUUCCGAAUUUUGAGACACGUAAAUCUGAUGCAACCAGCAGUGAACAACACCUAUGCAACGGUCUACUACAGUAACAUGGGGCUCGUGGCGUUGGCUGUAUUUUUAGCAAUUCAAAGUGGAAUGACAUUUAUGUCCUUCUGCUUGAUUAUCACUGCUAUUGGGUUCAUGGUGGAAUGCUACUCAUGGUGCUUUCUGAUUGGCUUGAUUCAAGAUACUAUGAUGGAGAUCUCAUCAACGGCAUCUCAGCUGGCUUUUCUGCCACCACAUUCGCCAAAACAUCAUUCGGAAUACGUUCAGUGGCGAACGUCACUCAUGAUAGUUCAACUCAAUGCAUCGCAAAUGGACUGGUUCCGGUGUGGAAACAUUUUCUUUAUCUCGACCGAACGGUUUGGAGAAUUGUGCAUGAUAGUGUACCGUUUUGCUGCGUUUCUUAUGAAAUUUGCUUGAACAUGCUAAAGAAGUAGACAAAAUAGUUCUUGAUUUUAAAUUAAAUUACUCAUUACGCGUGGUAAAGAUGGUGAAUUUAUGACUAAAAUUAUGAAAAAAAAAUCACGUGCUCAGGUGGGAUUCGAAAUCACGACUCUUGUAUGCUAGACGAGUGAUUUAACAACUAAGCUACUUUGUAACCCAAUAACACAUAAUGUUUCAAAAUCUCAAUCGAUUUCUAUUAUUUUUGGAGUAAAAUUUCUUUUGAAUAGCAUUUGAAUGUUAUGAAGAUUUAGAGUUCAAAAUCUCAUAAAGAAAUGUUUGCCACACUGUACUCUAUUGUCAGUUUCCAGUCCAAUCUUGGCUCGAAAAGAUGAUUCUUAAUUUACUUCAUGAUGGAGUCUGAUUCUCUACAGAGUGUUCUUUCACAGUCAUUAAAUGAGAACUUUUGUUGUCCACAGAUCAUUUUUGCA